GCGACAAAGAAGGGGCAGAUGGUAAUGAGUCCUUGUCAUCUGCCACAAAACGUCAACAAAUUAAGUGAGAUAUUUCUCUCAUUUUAAUCAUUACCUCUUCUUCUUCUUCUUCUUUAUUGCUCUCAUCAAAUACUCCCACAAGUAGUCCUUAAUUUGUUGAAACCAGAAGAAAAUGGGUGUACUUGACCAUAUUUCUGACAUGUUCGAUUGCUCCUCUGAGCACUCCAACCACAAAAGACGCAAGCAAUUACAGACAGUGGAGAUAAAAGUGAAGAUGGACUGUGAAGGUUGUGAGAGGAAAGUGCGAAGGUCUGUUGAGGGAAUGAAAGGAGUUUCGUCCGUGACAAUAGAGCCCAAACAGCACAAGCUUACAGUAGUGGGCUAUGUGGAUCCAGAGAAAGUUGUGGCUCGUGUGGCCCAUCGCACAGGUAAGAAGGCAGAGAUUUGGCCCUAUGUCCCAUACGACGUUGUUGCUCAUCCAUAUGCACAAGGUGUGUAUGAUAAGAAGGCUCCUGCUGGGUACGUGCGAAGAGAUGAUUUCCAAACUAACCAGCUCGCGCGUGCUAGUUCUACUGAAGUUCGCUAUACUACUGCCUUUAGCGAUGAAAAUCCUGCAGCCUGUGUAGUCAUGUGAACUCAAAUAUUGUUGCUACUAUGUUUACCUAAGUAUGAAAUCUUGUACCAUAGUACUCGUUAUUGUUAAAUUUGUAUUGGUUUUGUGGAGCUUGUACUUUAAGUUUUGAUCGUGGUGCUUUCUUCUGUUGAAGCUAAAGUUUUAUCUA
This is a messenger RNA of Capsicum annuum, 782 nucleotides long. RefSeq names its product heavy metal-associated isoprenylated plant protein 26. The transcript has 2 exons. Gene Ontology annotation, molecular function: metal ion binding. The coding region runs from base 173 to 634 and encodes 153 amino acids. Lineage: Eukaryota; Viridiplantae; Streptophyta; Magnoliopsida; Solanales; Solanaceae. The record is from RefSeq and is a predicted model, not a curated record.